AUAAUAUAGAAUCUUCUUCUUUAGCCCUUAGGAUACGAGCACAAAGGCGGCACCUUUUCUCAAUUCUAAACCCUAAAUCUCUUGCAAUCGCUCGGUCUAUCAAUCAAUCGCCCCGAUUCAAGGUUCUGCAUCAUGGAAUUAGGUCAGGCAGGUACAUUGUCCAGAUCUUUGUGCAAACGUGCAGUUAAACUAGAAUUGGAUGAGUUAAACACAAUCAGGUUUAGUCCUGAAUUUGUCUUUGCACUUGAAUCAUGCUUUUUUGAUAUAUAUGAGAUAUUGCGUCCUAGACCUGGUGAAUAUGAGCAGCGUGAGGCUUUGGUUCGAGCUUUCAACUUGUUGGCAAAAGAUGCGUUUGGUAAUAAUAAGGGGUUUCCUGUUGUGGAAGCCUUUGGAUCUUUCACAAUGGACUUAUUCACUGCUGGAAGUGAUUUGGAUCUAUCUGUUAACUUCAGUAAUGAUUAUACGACAGAAUUCCCUCGUCCUAAGAAGAUUUCUGAACUUAAGAAGUUUACCAGAUUCUUGUAUAAAGUUCAAAGAAAGGGUCACAUUUCCAAGAUCAUACCUAUCCUGGGAGCCAGAGUGCCGGUUGUGAAAGUAAUUGAUUCUGGCACUGGAAUUGAAUGUGAUGUUUCAGUUGAAAACAAGGAUGGUGUUUCCCGUUCGUCUAUUUUCACAAUUGUCUCUUCAAUUGAUGGAAGGUUUCAGAUACUAAGUUAUCUGAUGAAAGCUUGGGCAAAGGCUUAUGAUAUCAACAGCUCAAAAGAUCGCACCAUGAGCUCUUUGUCUGUAAUAUCUCUAGUUGCUUUUCACUUGCAGACGCAAGACCCUCCCAUAUUACCUCCUUUUUCUGCAUUAUUGAGAGAUGGAACUGAUGUAUCAAGCAUACAAAAAGUUGCUGUUGGAUUUAAACACUUUGGGAGUAGAAAUAAAGAAAGUGUAGCUAAACUCUUCAUAACUCUAUUAAUCAAGUUAUCAGCAGUAGAGGGUUUAUGGUCACAAGGUCUCUCUGCUAGUACUUUUGAAGGUUCGUGGAUGGCAACCGGAACUGGCAAUAUGAGUAUUGAAGACUUUUUAGAUCGGUCUCAAAACGUAGCAAGAUCAGUUGGAAAAGCUGAGAUGAAGAAAAUCUAUAAUUGCAUAUGGGAUUCCCUUAAUUUUUUCUUAAGCCUCAUGAGGCCUGAAAUUGGAGAAAUAGAGCUAAAGAAGCAGUUGUUUGGAUUCUUUGCUUUGAAUGAUUCAAGUAAUCAUCAAACUAGUGAACAAAUGAGUUUGAAGAGGCUAAGUCCCUUUCAUGGACCUGAUAUUGUUAAUCCAAUCACAGCUAAAAGAAUGAGGUAUACCGAUGAUCUGCAUUAUUUUAACCCUCCUGCUCCAUUUCAAGAACCACCAAUUCCCCUCAAUAAUUUGUCCAAUUUUUCCCUUCCUCUAAACCCGCUUGCUCCAUUCAAACCUAGUCACAGAGAACAUCAUAUCAAUCCGUUUGAAACUUCCCAUUUAGGUCAACCACAGUCAUCUUUACCACCUCAACUUGCUUAUUUGUCGGUUUCUUCUCACGUUGGUUGUAGGCAGCAAUACCACAACCAAGCUCCAUCUGCACCUCAUUUGAGUUAUCAAGAAGAGCACUGGAAGCCUCCUGUUCCACACCAAUUUUCUUCUGUAUUUGAUCGUUAUCAAGCUGAUCGAGAUUUAAAUCCUGGGUUUACUGAUCACAGGGUUGAAAACCGUUUUACUCCGUAUCAGCUUAAUGGUCCAGAUUGUAAAUUCCCUCAUUUUCAACAUUUAUAAUGAUGUUCGUCUUCAGCCAUAAGUUAUCACAAAGAGCCAGUUUUGAUUCGGCAUCCUGAUGCUGCAUUUGGAGUCUGUAGAUUUCCCUUGAUGCAGAAGAGUAUGCCUCGUCUGUUAUUUGACAAAGAUCAUGAAUGAGGUCGACUUGAAGAUUUUCUCCGCAACUCAUAUGUGGAUGUCAGCAACUAUAUUUGUAUACAUAGCGUAGAGCAUACUUCCUCAAUUUGUUUUUGGAAUUAUUUGAUAGAUAUUGAUGAACCAAAGAACGGUUUCCUGUACUAUGGAAAGAAGAAAAGUGUUUUUUCAGGCAACAUUCAGACACAAAUGGAAUUCCUUAAUUUUCUUC
Molecule: messenger RNA, 2131 nt
Organism: Asparagus officinalis (garden asparagus)
Lineage: Eukaryota; Viridiplantae; Streptophyta; Magnoliopsida; Asparagales; Asparagaceae
Product: protein HESO1
Exons: 10
Coding region: 133-1785 (550 amino acids)
Biological process (GO): RNA 3'-end processing
Molecular function (GO): nucleotidyltransferase activity
Source: RefSeq, a predicted model, not a curated record